AUGAGCAACAUCAUUCAACACGUUCGUCCGUUUGCUCCUUAUGCUGUAAUCCCGGCUGGCAUUUUUGCUAUUUACAAGCUUCUAAAUUGGUUUAUUCCCGGCCCACAUCAUCAUCGCAAAUUGACAUUUAAAGACAAGACUGUUCUCAUUACCGGAGCCAGUUCAGGUCUGGGAAGACAAUUAGCUUUUGAUUUGUACAAAAAAGGAGCAAAACUUAUUUUGGUAGCCAGAAGUAUAGACAAGCUGAAGAAAUUAUGUGAAGAAUUGAAGACUAGCCACCCUGACAACCCACAUGAGCCUGAAUAUGAAUAUUUGGAUAUUGCUGAUACAACAAUCGAUGUGACAAAUCUUAGAAAACGAGCUAUUGAUGGACAAACCAUUGAUAUUUUAAUUAACAACGCAGGAAUUUCCAUGAGAGGACGUAUAGAUGAGACACCAAUUAGCAUUCAUAAGCAAGUGAUGGAUGUGAACUACUUUGGUCAAAUAGAUGUUACUAUGCAGCUUCUUCCGUACAUUCCUGAUGAUGGCUGCAUUAUAGUAAUCAGCAGUGUACAAGGAAAGAUUCCUGUUCCCUACCGAAGUUCUUACGCGGCCAGUAAACAUGCGUUGCAGGCAUUUUUUGAUACUUUACGGUCUGAGUCGCGACCAAAACUACAUAUUUUGGUUGUAUCAGCUGGUUAUAUGAAUACCGGCUUUGGAUCACGAGCUCUUGAUGUUGAUGGAAAACCUACUGGACAAGAAGAUGAGAAUCAGUUGAAGGUUAGUCAAUGUGAAUUACUUAUAAGCUGGAAAUUGAGGAAGAAAAACAUAAUAUAG
Messenger RNA from Auanema sp. JU1783, 816 nucleotides. The record is from the annotation of a GenBank genome assembly. NCBI's taxonomy places the organism in Eukaryota, Metazoa, Nematoda, Chromadorea, Rhabditida, Rhabditidae.